CAUUAUCACUCAUCACAACACACGCAUCAUCAAAAUAGAGAGGCCAAAGAAAAGAAAUGGGCUCAGAAGCCAUUGUUAAGCUUCCAGUCAUUGACUUUAACAGCAUUGACUUGGAAGGUAAAAACCCUAAUAAAUGGGGCGAAGUGAAAUCCCAAGUCCACAAAGCACUUGAAGAGUGUGGUUGCUUUGAGGCUUUGUUUGAUAAGGUUCCUUUAGGUAUUAGGAAAUCCUUGCUUGUUGUGCUCAAAGAGCUCUUUGAUCUCCCUCUUCAGACCAAGCUACGAAAUGUGUCUAAGAAGCCUUUUCAUGGUUAUGUUGGGCAAUACCCUCACGUGCCACUCUAUGAGAGCAUGGGCAUUGAUGAUGCAAAUGUCCUUGACGAAGUUGAGAGCUUGGGAAAUAACUUGUGGCCUGAAGGACACCCAAGUUUCAGUAAAACUAUACAAGCAUUCUCAGAGCAGGCAUCAGAGUUGGAUCAGAUAGUAAGGAAGAUGGUUCUGGAAAGUUUGGGAGUUGAGAAGUACUUGGAUGAGCACAUGAAGUCAACCAAUUAUCUUCUGAGGGUUAUGAAAUACUCUGCCCCUCAAACUGGAGACACCAAGCUGGGCAUAGCCUCUCACACAGACAAGAACAUAGUGACCAUACUGUACCAGAAUGAAGUUGAGGGUUUACAAGUUGAAACCAAAGAUGGAAAAUGGAUCACUUACCAACCCUCCUCGCCUCAUAGUUUCGUGGUUAUGAUCGGCGACUCUUUCCAUGCAUGGACAAAUGGGAGGUUAUAUUCAGCAUUUCACAGGGUGAUGAUGACGGGAAAUAAGGCGAGAUACUCAGCAGGACUGUUUUCGAUACCAAAAGGAGGGUAUAUGGUUAAAGCACCAGAGGAGCUGGUGGAUGAUGAACACCCUCUUCCGUUUAAGCCCUUUGAUCACGUUCAGUUUCUGAGCUAUUACUACACUGAAGAGGCCCAGAGACAGAAAUUUGCUUUGAAGACUUACUGUGGCGCUUGAGGAAACUGCGAUGUUAUUGAGUCUAUUUUAUAAAUUAUAACGUUGUGUUGUUGUAUCAUAUGCACUAUUCUGUACGUUUAGUGUGCUACAGUAUUAUUCCCGAAUAUCCCACGUCAUGUAUCUUUAUUUUUUAGUCAAAAUAGUUUAUAUUAGAUUUGGACUUCAUAACCUAAACUGUGUUCUUAUAACUUAUGAGAAUAAAAUAUCAUGAAGUGUUGGUACUGUA
Prosopis cineraria is the source of this 1233-nucleotide messenger RNA. Its product is annotated as probable 2-oxoglutarate-dependent dioxygenase AOP1. The record is from RefSeq and is a predicted model, not a curated record. Lineage: Eukaryota; Viridiplantae; Streptophyta; Magnoliopsida; Fabales; Fabaceae. Bases 57 to 1007 code for a protein of 316 amino acids. The transcript is spliced from 3 exons. Gene Ontology annotation, molecular function: dioxygenase activity.